Melanotaenia boesemani (Boeseman's rainbowfish) is the source of this 2049-nucleotide messenger RNA. RefSeq names its product phosphatidylinositol 4-phosphate 5-kinase type-1 alpha-like. Gene Ontology annotation, molecular function: phosphatidylinositol kinase activity. NCBI's taxonomy places the organism in Eukaryota, Metazoa, Chordata, Actinopteri, Atheriniformes, Melanotaeniidae. Bases 216 to 1931 code for a protein of 571 amino acids. Gene Ontology annotation, biological process: phosphatidylinositol metabolic process. The transcript is spliced from 16 exons. The record is from RefSeq and is a predicted model, not a curated record.
AAGCCGAUCACCGCUGCUUCCGCAUUACUUCCUUGUUUACUUGUUUUGGGAGAAACAUUGCUUUUAGAAAAAGUUUUUUUUUUCUUGUCCGGAGACUCCAAAAAUCCCUCCGUUAGAUUUUCGAAUUGCCGUCUUCUCACCUUGUUUUCACUGAGAAAUUCAAAACUUCAUCAGGGCCCCAGUUCAAUUGAAAUCAAGUUAUAUUUCUGUUUUGAAUGGCCACAUUCGCAGAGGAGCCUCCAGGACUUCAAGACCAAACUGCCAAUUCAACUGGGGCCCGAAAAAAUGUUACUGAGGGUCCGAGCAUUGGCAUGUCGCAGGCCAUGAAAAAAACUAUCGGCCAUCGUGGAAUUGAUCCCACGGGGGAGACGACGUACAAAAAGACUACAUCCUCAGCUCUGAAAGGGGCUAUCCAGUUAGGCAUCACACACACAGUGGGCAGCUUGAGCCAAAAACCUGAGAGAGAUGUGCUUCUGCAAGACUUCGAAGUUGUAGAAAGUUUUUUCUUUCCCAAUGAGGGCAGUAACCUGACACCAGCCCACCACUAUGGAGAUUUCAGGUUCAAAACAUACGCUCCGGUUGCCUUUCGCUACUUCAGAGAGAUGUUUGGCAUUCGGCCUGACGACUAUAUGUGUUCUCUAUGCAGCGAACCACUGAUUGAACUGUCAAACUCGGGGGCCAGUGGAUCUUUAUUCUAUGUUUCCAGUGAUGAUGAAUUCAUUAUCAAGACCGUGCAGCACAAAGAGGCAGAGUUUCUGCAGAAACUUCUGCCAGGAUACUUUAUGAACCUGAACCAGAACAAGCGGACCUUAUUACCAAAGUUUUAUGGGCUGUACUGCGUCCAGUCAGGCGGCAAAAACAUCCGCAUUGCUGUCAUGAACAAUUUGUUACCAAGCGCAGUACGAAUGCACCUAAAGUUUGAUUUAAAAGGUUCGACUUACAAGCGACAGGCUUCGUCCAAAGAGAGAGACAAGGCCGUGCCGACGUUCAAGGACCUGGAUUUCAUGCAGGAAAUGCAUGGUGGGCUGUUGCUUGAUGGAGACAAGUACAAUGCUGUUUGUAAGACCAUCCAGAGAGACUGUUUGCUCUUGCAAAGUUUUAAGAUUAUGGACUACAGCCUUCUAGUAGGAAUCCACAAUCUAGAUCAGGCGUGUCGAGAGCAGGCCAGUGAAGAAGCAGUGGCAGGAGCUGCAGACCAAAGGAGGCCACAAGGUCAAAAGUCCCUGUACAGCACAGCUAUUGAGGCCAUUCAGGCAGAGUCGGGAGCCAUGGGAUCACUAGAAUCAGAUGACAAGACAGGAGGAAUCCCUGCACGAAAUGCUAAAGGUGACAGGCUGCUGGUGUACAUGGGCAUCAUUGACAUUCUGCAAUCCUAUAGACUUGCAAAGAAGAUUGAACAUUCCUGGAAAGCCCUGAUUCAUGAUGGGGACACUGUAUCAGUACACAGACCGAGUUUCUAUGCAGAGAGAUUUCAGAGGUUCAUGAGCUUAACAGUCUUCAAAAAGAUGUUGUUGAAGACCUCCCCAUGUAAAAAACGCCAUGCCAAUGGACCAAUGAAAAAAUCAGCUGGUGCUGGACCAUCUCUGUCGACCCAAAGCAGCAUUAACUAUCAGCAGACUUCACUUCAACAUCAGGUCAGCUCUGACACCAGAGAAGACACAGAGGGAGAAAGCGUCAUGCAGUCAGGUCGACCCGACCUCCUCCCACAGAUGAUCUCGCCCAGCAAUGCCGUUGUUAAUGCUGCUGAAAUCUCUGUUUCCUCCUCCCUGGCAAACUCUGAAUUUGCUCCCACAAGCGAGCCUCUGUCUCACUCUCAUGAUAGCUCAAUGUCAGUGGAAGUGGGUGGAAGCCAAGGCCAGGAGAACAGCACGCCCGUGAGAGCUCAGUUAAGUCUUGAAGAAAGUAUUGGUGCCGAUGAUCUCACUCAAUGACAUUUCUAAUGCAAGGAAAUUAUCUGCGUAGAACAUUGAACUGGACUCAGACAAACCCAAAAAAAAAAGCAGCUUGGAAGAUGUUCUGAGUGUGGCUGAAAUGUUAAAGCCCUCUUGA